Messenger RNA from Anguilla rostrata (American eel), 2624 nucleotides. RefSeq names its product ETS domain-containing protein Elk-3-like. Gene Ontology annotation, biological process: regulation of transcription by RNA polymerase II; cell differentiation. The transcript has 5 exons. The coding region runs from base 256 to 1416 and encodes 386 amino acids. Gene Ontology annotation, cellular component: nucleus. Gene Ontology annotation, molecular function: DNA-binding transcription factor activity, RNA polymerase II-specific; sequence-specific DNA binding. The record is from RefSeq and is a predicted model, not a curated record. Lineage: Eukaryota; Metazoa; Chordata; Actinopteri; Anguilliformes; Anguillidae.
ACGGCGGCUGGCGGGGGGAGGCUUGUUUACACAGACGGCAGAGCGCCGGGGGAAUAAUGCGAUAGAGGAAGGGAGCCGACUCUGUCUGCCUGCACCAACUUCCUGCUCUGGAGAAGAAGGAAAGAAGAAAAAAAGUCAGGAUACCAUUACAGUUCAGCGGAGCAGUUCAGACGCCAGUAAGCAUGGGACCCCGGAGGAUUUAUACUAAUUCUUAAGAAGUAUUAAGAAGGACAAUCGCACACUACACGCCUAGGUAUGGAGAGCGCCAUCACGCUCUGGCAGUUCCUGCUGCAGCUGCUGCUGGACCAGAGCCACAAGCACCUGAUCUGCUGGACGUCCACCGACGGCGAGUUCAAGCUGCUGAAGUCUGAGGAGGUGGCCAAGCUGUGGGGACUGCGCAAGAACAAGACCAACAUGAACUACGACAAGCUCAGCCGUGCCCUGCGCUACUACUACGACAAGAACAUCAUCAAGAAGGUGAUUGGUCAGAAGUUUGUGUACAAGUUUGUGUCCUUCCCGGACAUCCUGAAGAUGGACCCCCAGGCGGUGGAGAUGGGAUGUGAAGGGGUCAGGACAGAGACUGUUGGCCAUGAGGCGGAGCAAGGGGACUGCCCUAAUUUGUCCUCGCCCUGUCGCCGUGACAGCGCCUACGCGGGCCUGUACUCCGCCCUCUCCGCCGGCCCGCUGCAGAAGCAGGUAAAGGUGGAGGACCAGGCGCGUGGCGUAAUCCGCUUCGUUCCCAACAGGGCCGAGGGCAGCAGGACGCUCAACGCGCCCUCCCUCCCUUCCUCUCCUCCCCCCUGCUCCUCCCCCAGGGUCCUCUGCUCCCCCCAGCCUGGUCCGUCCCCACGGCGAUCCCCCUCCCCCUUCAGCAGCCCCGAAGCACAGACCCACCAAUCAGAGUGGUGUGCUCAGCGGCUCAAAGCAGAGACUGACCAAUCAGAGUGGCGUGCUCAGCCCCUCAAAGCAGAGACUGACCAAUCAGAGCAGUGCGUUGAGCCCCUCAAUCUGUCCGCGGGACCCCGGGGCCGCACCUCGACUGCGGCUCCGCCCAAAACCAGAAAGCCGCCAAAAGCCCUGGAGAUCUCUGCUCCCUCACUGUUACUCUCAGGAAGUGACAUCAUCGGCUCCAUCGCCCUCAACAGCCCGGCCCUGCCGUCAGGGUCCCUCACCUCUGCUGUCUUCACUGCACAGACCCCCUCGGGGCUGCUGCUGACCCCCAGCUCCCUGCUGGCUGGUAUUCAGUUCUGGAGCAGCUUGAGUCCCGUGGCCCCCCUGAGCCCGGCCCGGCUGCAGGCUCACAGCUCCCUGUUCCAGUUCCCCAGCUUGCUGAAUGGACACGUCCCUGUCCCCGUCCCAAACCUGGACAGGCCAUCGCCACCCCUACUGCUGUCCUCCAGCACCAACAAGUCCUGAUUCUGGCCCUCGUGCUUCACCUGUGCUCCUGCAUCCAGCCACAAAAACCUCCUUCCUCAAACGUCUCUCUCUAAACCACCCCCUAAUUUCAUAAUGAACCCUCUACCCUCACAAACCACCCUCAACUCUCAUAAACUACCCCCACAAACCACCCUUCAGUCUCGUAAACUACCCCCACAAACCACUCUUCACUCUCGUAAACUACCCCCACAAACUACCCUUCACACCUGUAAACUACCCUUUGCCCUUUCAUUGUACCCUUCGUCCUCAAACCAACUUCCUCCGCAGCAGCAGUCUGCAGGUAUCAUUCCUCCUCUUCCUCCUCAUCAUCAUCACCAGUGGCCUGGAUUUACACUUUCAUCAUCGUAAACACUGAACACAUUGAGACUGAUGUUAUGUAAAAACAUGGUUCUUUUUCUUGUUGUGUUGUAAAGUACUUUAAAUUUUACAGUCUCCUCAUUUCACAGUGUUAAACAGUCCCCUUGUUGCGUGGAGUGUUUAAAAUGGCCCUGCUCCUGUACUGCCCAGACCAUACAGGUAGAGACUCACCUGUAAUAACUGUGCUGUAGCUAAACUGGGUUCUUGUACAGGUAGCCCCAUUUUUUUAAAUUUUUUUUUACAAUUAAAGGAAACCCAACCAUCCAAAGAAAAGACCAAAGACCAUUGUGACGGUUUAAUAUUGGUAUAAUCGAGACAGAAACAUGCAGAAAUACAGGUUUGUAUUGGACAGAAUUAUAACCAAACAUGUGGGCUUGUACCCAGUGAGGGGAAAAGGCUUUUCACUUUAGACAAUGCACUUAAUGCCCACACCAGGGGUUCGCCGGCUCCUCCUGUAUGACCAUUUGCUACUUUUCAUAGUUUUUAAUCUUUUCAUCAGAUGCUGUGAACCUGGUUGCGUCUUUUAGUGUUUUGUACUAUAUCGUUUUGUAUGGUUAUGCGUUGUGCUCUAAAGUUAGUACCAGCUGUGCCUUUUCAGAAGGAAGAGUAUGUCUGUAUUAUUUCUUGCUUAAAAAGAAAGUUCUUUGACGACAACCUUCCAAAAUAGUAUUGGGGAAAAAAGCUUUGUAAUAGCCUUAUAAUUAUUUUUUCAUAAAGGAAUUGAUGCAAGUAUACUCACAUUUUAUAUUUGCGCUUUUUAUGGGUCUAGAAAACAUGUUGCCUUAUGUUGUUUUUAAAUAAACUUGAAGCAUUGAAUGCUUUAUAAUAAA